This is a messenger RNA of Ruditapes philippinarum (Manila clam), 1836 nucleotides long. Its product is annotated as RGS domain-containing serine/threonine-protein kinase A-like. The record is from RefSeq and is a predicted model, not a curated record. Gene Ontology annotation, molecular function: ATP binding; protein kinase activity. Gene Ontology annotation, biological process: protein phosphorylation. Lineage: Eukaryota; Metazoa; Mollusca; Bivalvia; Venerida; Veneridae. The transcript is spliced from 5 exons. Bases 16 to 1791 code for a protein of 591 amino acids.
GUUUCUUUAUCUUUCAUGGAACAGAUAAGGCAACAGCUUAUUGAUAUAGCACGAAAGGAAUGUCAUACUGUGACACAACAACUCUAUUGUCAUCUCAAAAAAGAUAACGUCAUUUCUUAUCUUGACACGUGGACUGAAGAAGAGUCGCCUGACGUAACUGAUAACGAUCUUGAUGUUACACGAUUCGAAGCGAAAGAUAUGAUACUGAAAAAAUUACUGAAUGUUAUUCAAACUUGGGAGAAUGACACACGGAUUGUGGAAAGAGCAACCCAGCAGCUUACUGACUUGUUCAAUAAAGAGUGCUUAGUAAUAUCACAAAAAUGUAAAGAAGUUAGCGAAAUCCUGAAAGGCGGUUCUCUCUCAGACGGAGGCGGCCUUGUUCUAGGUGGCGGCGGAGGCAGCGAAUCAACCGAGAAUGCCGAAUUAGAGGGCAUCCAUAUUGCGAUCUUAGUAGCAACUGCUCCAAUAUGGGUCCCUGUUGGACUUGCUGCACUUGCCAUAUUUGUACCUAUUGGCUUAGGAUACCGUGUAGUAGACAGUAUUAGAAGGGCUUUCGAAAGAAAAGAAUACCGAAAGAACAAGGCAAUAUUUAUGAAGAAAUGGACACAUAUUCUACUUGAAGACUUACAUAAAAAAGAAAAUAUAUCUAACCUGAUUGAAGGAAUAUACUUAAAGAGUAUGAUAGAGCGGAUUAACUAUUUGUUUUCCACUUUUUUACCGAAACAAAUUGAAGCCGAUAGAGCUCAACUGCUCAGCAUUCUAAACGAUAAAAGAAGUGCUGACCAAAUUAUUUAUCAAUUUCAACCAAAGAAAUUAAAAGUGAAGUCUAUUGUCAAAUCACUGCUCUUAUUUGAUUUGAGAUAUUUAGCUGAUGAUGUCAUUGAUAUAUCAAAGAUUCUACGGUACAGACAAAUUGGAGGGGGGAGUUUUUCUGAUGUAUAUCGGGCGACAUGGAGACAGAGUGACGGAAGUGAAAAAGAAGUCGCUCUAAAAAUCUUAAAAGGUCAUGACAUGUACUUACAGCUAUGUGAGGUUGAUUGUUCAAGGAAGUUAAGGCACAAAAAUAUAGUUGAUUUUUACGGCGUGAUCUUUGCUGAACGUGAACGAUGUCAAGGUCGAAUUGGCCUAUCUGGAAAUGAAAUUGGUUUACCCCUAUAUGAUGAUCGGCUGAUGCUCGUGCAGGAGCUAUGUGAUCAGAGUUUAGAGUCUUUGGUUUUUGGAACGAAGGACAAGCAGUGCGGGUCAUUUUCCAAAACAUUGCGACGGGGAGAAACGCAUGAGUUUUUCUUCAAUAUGUGCUCAUCGAUAUGUGAGGGUCUAAGCUACAUGCAUAGUACAGGGUACUUACACAGGGAUUUGAAACUCUCAAAUGUUCUGGUAAUAAAUGGUGUUGGAAAACUGAGCGACUUGGGAUUUGCUAGAGCAGAAGCUGUCGUUUCUGGGACAUCAGCUGGUACUUUGUCGCACAUGGCACCAGAACUUUUAGAGGAAAAAGUGUAUAGUUUCAGCUCAGAUGUUUACAGUUUGGGUAUUCUUACAUGGGAACUCUGGUAUGGUACUCGAUCGUAUUCAGAUGCAGAUUUUGCUGGUUUUGGUGUUGCCCAAUUUAUCGAUGCAGUAAAACGAGGAAAGAGGCCAAAUUGUGAUAAGGAACAUACAAUGAUGGUCGAAUUAAUCAAUUUGGUUCAACAAUGCUGGAGUAAUGAUCCGAAACGACGUCCAAUCGUGCAACAAGUCGGCUUUAAGCUGAGAAAAAUCGAUGAAAAAUAUCGGAGAGAUAUUUCUAGAUAAUUACCAAAAUACUGUACCUGGUAUAUUUAGUUUACACAUAGCUGA